CCCGACGCACAAUGUUCGGCGGCAAAAUGUAGUGGAUGCUGCGUACAACAGUGCGUGAUAUAGAUUCAAUUCAGACCAUUCCAUCCCCUCCGAAGAAAUCAACCCGAGAUGGCGGACACCACCGGAGCCCCGAGCGCGGCGCCGAUCACCAUCACCAUGAAGCUCCUGGUGGACACCAGGCCGCCGCGGCCGCGCGUGGUGUUCGCGGAGGCCGGCAAGGACGCCGUCGACUUCCUCUUCUCCCUCCUCACCCUACCGGCCGGCACGGCCGUGAGGCUGCUGGGGAAGGAGUCCAUGGCAGGCAGCGUCGGCAACCUCUACUCCAGCGUGGAGCGGCUCGAGGGCAGCUACCUGCGUCCCGGCUUCGGCAAGGACGCCCUCCUCUGCCACGCCGUGGAGGCAAGCCCCCUCCUCCGCCUGCCGGCGCCGCCGGCACCGGCACCGAGGACCUUCUUCACCUGCGGCGGCGUCACCACCAACACCUUCAGCUACCAAGGCUGCCGCGGGUACGUGUCGGACGCGAGGGGCGCCCGGUGCCCGGUCUGCGGGAACGAGAUGGCGACCCAGUACCAGUACGUGGCGGCGCCGGCGCCGGCACAACCGGAGCAGGGCGCCGCCACGGGGACGACGGGGUACGUGCAGGGGGGCGUGACGUACACGGUGACGGACGACCUGGCCGUCACGCCCAUGUCGGCCAUCUCCAGCAUCGCGCGGCUCGGCGCCCUCGCCGCCGUCGGGGGCCUCGCCGCGCUCCAGGAGAGGACCGUGCAGCUCGGGUACAAGGAGGGUCUGGAGAUCCUCAAGGCCUCGCUGCGGUCCAAGACUGUGCUCACCGACGUCUUCCUCGGCACCGGCGGCAAGAAGCCCCCGUCGUCGUCAUCCAAGAACGGCGGCACAAGAUACGAGUGUCUCACCUGGCGUGUUUGACGUGCGUGCAGCUUCAUCCAUGGUACAAUCUUGAAGCGAACAGACUAGUGGAAGAUUGUAAAGACCGAGGCAUAAGUUCACACUUAUCAUCAGAGGAUUUAUUUUCUCAAAAUAUAUAGUAUAUGCCCUUACAUGUGUGGUGUUUUAACAAUAAUGCUUGAUGUAUAUGAAUUAUAUUCGUCCUCCAGGACGAAGAAUAAGUAAUUUUUCACCC
Messenger RNA from Hordeum vulgare subsp. vulgare (domesticated barley), 1141 nucleotides. RefSeq lists its product as uncharacterized. Bases 109 to 927 code for a protein of 272 amino acids. The record is from RefSeq and is a predicted model, not a curated record. The transcript has a single exon. Lineage: Eukaryota; Viridiplantae; Streptophyta; Magnoliopsida; Poales; Poaceae.